AACGAAAAAUAAAUCACUAGUCAAAGAGAAAAUGAGUUCCGUUUUUUCUUUUUGAAAAGAGAGGAAAAUCGGCGGCCUCUCGCUUCUACUCCCAGUUGAGCUUCUGCUUCUUCUUCGCCAUCAAGAUCUGAAAAUAUUUUCCGAUUUCUGUGGUUUGCGAAACCAGUCCGGUAAUCUCCGUUCAAUUCCGAUUCUUCGUGCACGCGGCCAUGGAUUGCCCCACGGAGUUUAGAUUGAGGAUGUAUCGAAUUACUGAGGUGCUCUUCUCGUGCAAAGCCACGAGGUGCUCCGAGUGCAAAAACGUUGAAUUGGCUUUUCCAAACGAGAUGAAGCGGGUUAGAAAUUUCAUCUAUGGUGAUGCUGAGGAAGAGGCUUUGACUGUCCGUGAGGCGUUGAGCAUCAAGGGGAUUCUCGAUAACUACGAAGAAAAGUCUGAUUCUAUAUUGUUUACUUCUCUGAGGAUGCUUCAAUUGAUGAAUAUAUCUGUGGAGACACUUGAGGCCACAAAGAUUGUAGAAUCUGUGAGUUGUCUACACAAACAUGGAUCUGUACAGAUUAAGCAUCUUGCCUGGACAUUGAUCAAGGAUUGGAAGGUCAUGGUUGAUGAAUGGAUCCAAGCUACUACAGCAGCAGCCAUUACAGAAAACACUCCAGAGUCUGUAAAAGCAUCGGUGGUUGAAGAAGAGGAGUAGGAGGAGGAGGAAUAAGGCUUCCUUCUCCACCCUUGGAUUAGGGAGCUUUCUUUACAACUGCUUCAAUGGUGUUAUCACAGAGAAGUUAAAGACUUCAGAUGAGGAUUCACUUCAAGUGAGAUUGGAAGUGGCAAAGAGGAAACUACAGGAAGCCUACUAAGAAGCAUUAACAUUGUAAAUAAACCUUAACAAUAUCACUUUUGAUCCUUUGCAUGACUAUUAUUGCUUUCCCAACUAUUAAAUGACUAAAUUAAAGUUGUACUGUGAGAAAAAGAUAAUGAGUUUAUCCUCACUCUUAUGAUGGAAGGCCAAUGAAAUAAUUGGGGACUUGUAUUGAUCGUUUUUUAA
This is a messenger RNA of Ipomoea triloba (trilobed morning glory), 1040 nucleotides long. Its product is annotated as probable mediator of RNA polymerase II transcription subunit 26a. NCBI's taxonomy places the organism in Eukaryota, Viridiplantae, Streptophyta, Magnoliopsida, Solanales, Convolvulaceae. The record is from RefSeq and is a predicted model, not a curated record. Gene Ontology annotation, cellular component: nucleus. The transcript has 7 exons. Bases 210 to 692 code for a protein of 160 amino acids.